Molecule: messenger RNA, 1830 nt
Organism: Acomys russatus (golden spiny mouse)
Lineage: Eukaryota; Metazoa; Chordata; Mammalia; Rodentia; Muridae
Gene: Cdc42ep3
Product: CDC42 effector protein 3
Exons: 1
Coding region: 240-1004 (254 amino acids)
Source: RefSeq, a predicted model, not a curated record
UUUCUUUUCCAGGUUUCUCCUUGCUGUAGAAGGGACUGGAUAAUGUAACCGGCUCUCUAGAAGGACCACGUGACUCUAUACAGAGCAAGAUUUUUUUCAGACCUUGUCUCACUUUAGAGCCACUUGAGGAAAAAUGAUGUGACCCUUCUUAUCCAAAAGGAUUUUUUGGAAGUGUGGGAUACCUGUGAAGAAGGGCGCCCUUUUCCCCAUCUGUCAAGUAGACAUUCUCAGAUUCCAAAAUGCCAGCCAAGACCCCAAUUUACCUGAAAGCAGCCAACAACAAGAAGGGAAAGAAAUUUAAACUGCGGGACAUUCUGUCCCCUGAUAUGAUCAGCCCUCCCCUGGGGGACUUUCGUCACACCAUUCAUAUCGGCAAAGAGGGCCAGCAUGACGUCUUCGGAGAUAUUUCCUUCCUUCAAGGCAACUAUGAGCUCUUGCCUGGGAACCAAGAGAAAGCACACUCGGGCCAGUUCCCUGGGCAUAAUGACUUCUUCCGGACCAACAGCACCUCGGACUCAAUGUUCACAGAAACGCCCUCCCCGGUGCUCAAAAACGCCAUCUCCCUCCCGACCAUCGGAGGAUCCCAGGCUCUCAUGCUGCCCUUAUUGUCACCAGUGACAUUUAACUCCAAGCAGGAGUCCUUUGGGCGUCCUAAGUUGCCAAGGCUCAGCUGUGAGCCUGUCAUGGAAGAGAAGGUUCAGGAGAAAAAUAGUCUGCUAGAGAGCGGGACCGUCCACCAGGGAGACACCUCGUGGGGCUCCAGUGGCUCCGCGUCUCAGUCCAGCCAGGGCAGGGACAGCCACUCCUCCAGCCUGUCUGAACAGUACUCUGACUGGCCUGCGGAGGACAUGUUUGAGCAUCCUGCAUCCUGCGAGCUCGAGAAGUCAAAGAGUAAAUCAGAGGAGUCCCUCUCAGACCUGACUGGCUCCCUGCUGUCCCUGCAGCUGGAUCUUGGACCCUCACUUUUGGAUGAGGUCCUAAAUGUCAUGGAUAAAAAUAAGUAACCAGGAGUCAGCUCUUUUUCUUUGGAGUAAGAGGUACCAAAAUAAGCCGAAAACAAAAGCUCAACUAACCACAACUGUUGGAAAGACCUGCCCUGGCUGGUUUUCUGCAGCCAUGUGAUGCAUUUUCUAAAAUAAUGCUCCUUUUCCUACAAAGUAUUUUUUUGACCAUCAUGCCCUGUUUGCAAAAACAAUUUUGAAAAGAAUAAUUAAAAAACAAAACAAAACAAAAAGACCUGUUCUGGCAAAAAGAGAGAGAGAGGAAGUGAGUCAGAGCUCAUUUUCAGCAGCCACUGCUGAUGUUCUGCUCAAUUUCGUUUGUUUGCAGACAUGCAGACAUGUCUAGAAGGGCUGGGUCCUUGGGUCUCUCCAAGGCGCUUUUGGCAUGCAGUGAGAAGGAAAUCCAAACUUACUUAGCACCUAAGCCUUUUGUUUUUCUAGACUCUUUUGUAUAUUGUACCCUUUGGGUUCACCAUAGCAAUUUCUCCAUUGUUAAGAUUUUACUCCCUUUUCAUAUUUGAAGAACAACCUUAUGGGAUUGGGGUUUUUUUUUCCUUGUUGUUCUUAUAUAUCCCUGUAUAUUAUUUCCAUGUUGCAAAAGUUUGACUGUCAGCUACAUGUUGGUUAAAAAAACAAGCAAGGUAUUACUGUAACUAAGUUAUUUUUAAAGUUGAAAUAUAUUUUUAUGUGCCUUUGGCUUUUUAUUGCAGAGUCUACAUUUUAUAGAUAAUACAUCAAGUGUUGUUUGUCUUGUUUCCAUUGGUGCUUCCAUGUAAGCUGUGUAUGUGUACUUGCAAAAGAAAAAAAAUACAACCUAUGCAUUAUCAGC